GCCUCGAAGGCCGCCUUCCCACCCUCCCUUCUCUCUUUCCAUUCCCUUUUCAAGCAUCAAAUUCCAAGGACCAUGGAAUCCAAGAACUCAUCGCAAAACGGGAGCCUUUGCAAGGGCGAUGGUCUAGGCCCCAACAAUAGCGGAUCCUCUUCUCUGAUCUUCCUUGGAACCGGCUGCUCCAGCUCGGUCCCCAACGCCCGAUGCUUGAUCCAGCCGACGGAUCCCCCUUGCCAAGUCUGCUCCCAAUCGCUUUCAAUCCCUCCGGAACAAAACCCUAACUACAGGUGCAAUACCUCCCUUCUGAUUGAUUAUUGUCAAGGUGAUGGUGUACAUGAAUACAUCUUGAUUGAUGCUGGAAAGACUUUCAGAGAGCAAGUUUUGCGAUGGUUCACUCACCACAAGAUUCCCCGGGUGGAUUCUAUCAUUUUGACCCAUGAACAUGCUGAUGCAGUUCUUGGUCUUGAUGACAUUCGUGCGGUACAAGCACAUAGUUCUACAAAUGAUAUCGAUCCCACUCCUGUUUAUCUUACCCAGUAUGCAAUGGACAGUAUCAAAACAAAAUUCCCAUACUUGAUUAAGAAAAAAUUAAAAGAAGGCGAAGAAGUGAGGCGCGUUGCUCAACUUGACUGGAAGAUAAUUGAGGGCCACUGUGACAAACCAUUUAUAUCAUCAGGCCUAGAGUUUGUUCCAUUGCCAGUAAUGCAUGGAGAGGAUUACAUUUCCUUAGGCUUCCUUUUUGGGCGAAAAUCAAGAAUUGCAUAUGUAUCUGAUGUUUCACGUUUCCCAGCUAGCACUGAGUAUGUUAUUUCAAAGUCUGGAGCAGGACAGUUGGAUCUUCUCAUCUUAGAUACAUUGUACAAGAAAGGCUCUCAUAAUGUACACUUCUGCUUUCCCCAGGCUCUUGAUGCUGUUAAGAAGCUAUGCCCCAAACGGGCGCUGUUAAUCGGAAUGACUCAUGAGUUUGAUCACCACAGAGAUAAUGAGGCACUUGCUGAAUGGUCUAGAAGAGAAGGGAUCCCGGUGCAGCUUGCUCAUGAUGGUUUGCGGAUCUACAUAGACUUGUAAUAAGGCCUAACUGCAAAGACUGUAUCUGGAUAGCUGCAUUGCAGAGUGCUUAUAUUCCCAACGUCUCCAUGAUUAUUUGUUAUAGAAAUUAUUGGCUAUCCGAUUUCUUUUAAAUCUUGAUUGAAUGGGCAAUACAAUUCUUCCAUGGGAACUGCUGAAGUAUGUAAGUGUGAAAGAUGUUCCUUUGUGCAACAGGGGAAAAGAAAACAGUGAGCCAAGCAACUAAUUGUUGGUACUCAUUUUUAAUACAUGUGUCUUAGAAGCAUAUCAUAUGAUCUUCCAUAGGGAUUGUAUCUAUAAAAUCCAAUGUCUUUGUCUUCAUUAUGAUGAUGUAUUUUUAUAGCAAGUUUGCAAAUAAACAUUCAGACAUAUUUAGGUUAUUGAUUGGUGGCUUCUGAGGUA
Molecule: messenger RNA, 1467 nt
Organism: Phoenix dactylifera (date palm)
Lineage: Eukaryota; Viridiplantae; Streptophyta; Magnoliopsida; Arecales; Arecaceae
Product: Metallo-hydrolase/oxidoreductase superfamily protein
Source: RefSeq, a predicted model, not a curated record